CAUCAUUCUCAUAAGUGGACUCGAGAAAAUGCCUCAGUUGUGUGCUGCUUGGGGCUGUACAAACCGCAGCACAAUUGAAAAUAGGUCUCGGGGAAUUACUUUUCACAGGUUUCCCAAAAACAAAGAGUUGAGGAGGCAGUGGGAAGUAGCUCUAAGAAGAGAAGGUUUUUCCGCAAGCGAGUCCUCCGUGCUAUGCAAUGAACACUUCAAGCCGGAGGACUUUGACAGGACAGGUCAAAUUGUGAGGAUUAGGGAUGGAGCUAAACCAUCGAUCUUCAGCUUUCCCCCUCAUCUACAAAGAGAAAACAGAGGCCUCAAGGAAAGCUGAGGAGAGCUGGUCAGUGGACUGUUCUCAGAUUUUCCAAGAGAUCGAACCUCCUCUG
Messenger RNA from Sinocyclocheilus rhinocerous, 383 nucleotides. RefSeq names its product THAP domain-containing protein 6-like. The transcript is spliced from 3 exons. The record is from RefSeq and is a predicted model, not a curated record. The coding region runs from base 29 to 328 and encodes 99 amino acids. Lineage: Eukaryota; Metazoa; Chordata; Actinopteri; Cypriniformes; Cyprinidae.